AUACAUAUUCUUACUGAUCUCUCUCCCUAGCUUCUUCUAUCUCUUCUCCCUCUUUCCUCUCCUCUUCAGAUCAUUCCCUGCAUGCUGUCAUCCUCCAAUUCAUUUCAGACAGGGAUGCAUCUUUCUCGAUUCUUGCACAUAGCAAUACGCACAACCACACACACACAGAUAUGCUACCUUGGUCUGUGAUCUACUAGUUGCCUAGCUAGCUUAAUUGGGUUGCAACAAAAAGGCAGGCCACCUCAAUCACCAGCGCGCCCAUGAACUCCACAGAGAUGGAUCAACUAGGCAAGUACUUGGGCUUGUGGGGGCAAAGAAGAAGCAGCAGCAGCACUGCUGCGAGCCCCAUCCCUUCUUGGGCGGCAGCGUACGGCAGUGAGCCGUCGUGGGAGGAGCAGGCGUUCGCGCGCGACGCGGCGGCGCACCUCGGCGGCUGCGUGUGGCCGCCGCGCUCCUACUCAUGCAGCUUCUGCCAGCGCGAGUUCCGGUCGGCGCAGGCGCUCGGUGGUCACAUGAACGUCCACCGCCGCGACAGAGCUCUUCUGCGGCAGGGUUCGUCCCCCGAAGACGUCCAAGACAUGAGCGCCCCCCAUGAUCAACCACAGAAAGGGGUUCUCUUGUUCAGGGCAGCCUCUAACACUAGCACUACCACUACUAGUAGUAUUGCCGUCCCGUCAGCUAAGGGGGGUGUGAACAGUGGUAUCGCUCCUCCUCCUUCCUACCUAGCAACCAUCAUCAAGGAGAGCAAGACCAAGCUUUUCUUGUCGAUAUCGGCGCCUAUGGUGGUGAUGAGGGAAGAGGCAAUAGAUCAGGGCGAUCAUGACGACAACGAGGAGGAGCUGGGGAGGAUGAUGAAGAGGAGGCGUCUAGAUCAUCCGUCGGUAGAGCUUCCAAUCUUUGUGCAGCCGACAGCGGCGGCUUCCGAGGUGGCAACAAGUGAAUCACAGGGCCUACAGGGGCUUGAUCAAGAUGCAAAGGUAGCCAGAACAAUAAUCGCAAGCCCUAGCUCUAUUCCUCAUCUUUUGAAUCAACAAGAAGUAGAUCUAGAGCUGAGGCUUGGGACUACUCCAAAAGUUACAUGAUAUAAGCCAGUAAUUUUGCAUGCAAAACAAGAACACUUUAUCCAGUCUUUGAAGUUUGCCAGUGCUUCUGUUCGAUUGCUGUUUCCCCCUUUUAUUUUCUUUCUCCUUUUCCGCCUUCUCUUUCUGGGUUCUAUUUGAUCAAUUCGUGCAUUAUUUUUUGGCCAAAGGGGAAGUUCACAUAUAUUUCUGUCAAUCUCAAUUGUUGCACUCAUAGCAAUACAUAUGCAAUUGUUGUAGAACAAGUUACACAUAUGAGGCGUUCGAUCCGAAGUCUUGUAUCUUGUUGAACCGAUAUUUAUUGCUCAUAUAAUCAAGCUUCUUCUGCCUCUUCUUGUGUUGUUGUGUGUUCGAACAGUUCCAGGAUCAUAUUUAUACUUCCUGCUUUUGCUUCCUAAGAUAUACAUAAACACUUGAGUAUAUAUGAAACUCCUAAGAUGCACAUACACACUUGAGUAUGAAGAACUAUACAUUGACUUGAUCAUAUAUAUUCUUCACA
Messenger RNA from Phragmites australis (common reed), 1578 nucleotides. RefSeq names its product zinc finger protein 10-like. Lineage: Eukaryota; Viridiplantae; Streptophyta; Magnoliopsida; Poales; Poaceae. Bases 261 to 1082 code for a protein of 273 amino acids. The transcript has a single exon. The record is from RefSeq and is a predicted model, not a curated record.